Molecule: messenger RNA, 888 nt
Organism: Parastagonospora nodorum SN15
Lineage: Eukaryota; Fungi; Ascomycota; Dothideomycetes; Pleosporales; Phaeosphaeriaceae
Exons: 3
Coding region: 1-888 (295 amino acids)
Source: RefSeq, a predicted model, not a curated record
AUGGCGCAGGCGCAUUAUGACGAGGUGCAGCAGCUGAAGCGGACACAUGCUUAUGAAAUGUACCGGUUGAGGACGCAGAAACACAGAGAAAUCAGAGCUAUGGUACAAGCAUCAACUGCAGCGCAAGCGACUAGACUCGAUCAAGUCAAAGAGUGCCGUCGAAGGUAUCGAAUGCAGAAAAAGACACAUGCUUACCAGAUGGGCCUGUUGAGCAGAGAGAAAGAAUAUGAGCGCGCACUGGUCUUGGACGAAGUCGAAGCUUUGGACGCAGGAUAUGCCGAGCUGAAGCAUAAGUUCAGAGCUCAGAAAACAGCCAAUCAUGGCCUAAUAAGCGAGAUGGAACAAAUGCAGGUGCAUCUGAACGAGAAGGAUAAGCAACUGAAAGCUAUGCGUCUCAGGACAAGCGGCCUCGUCAACGAACACGCAAUCGCCGACAUUCUGAGCAAAGAAAUUCGCGCAGCCACCAACUCUCAAGUGAGCAGAGAGGAAGCCAACAUGAACAGGACAAGCGACGCGCGACAGGAGUUAAGAGCUUUGAAGAACAUUUGUACCACGCGCAGAUCUGGCUUGAAGAUUCGGUACGACAAUCUGCGCCACCAGGAAAUCGAAAUCCAGCUUCCGGUCGAUCGCGAUCAGGUCAUUACCGCCGCUGGUAAAUACCAGAAACUGGUGACAACAGAUAUGGACAACUUACUACAUUGGCUAGACGAAGUUGUGAAAGACUUGACCAGGAGAGAUGUCACCCUUGUUGAGCGCAUAGACCGAGUGUAUUCGGAGCGCACCGAAGGGCGCAACCAGAGGCUUGAAAGGUUACAUAACCUGGCUGAUCUUUGUGGUGUGAGGGGAAGAUUGGCAUUUACUGAGGACUCGGAUGACGAAUCGGAUUGA